AUGAAGAAAAUAUCGAAGAACAGUAGAGCAGCCAGAAGAGCAACUGUGGAAAGUGAAGAAGCUAAAGAAUUGGCCAAAGUUGAAAAAAACAAUAAUGAUAUAAAAAAAUCCAUUAUCAGAACAACCAUUUUAAACGAAAACUUAUUGAACAAGAAGAUCGAAAAGAAGAAAUCCAAGAAACUUAAUAAUUCCAUCAAACACAAGAUUGAGAAGAACACUAAGCUUCAAGGGGUUUUAGAUACAAAGAUCAAUCAAAGUAUUGAAAGACACAAAUUUGUCUCAACCAAGAGAAAGAUGGAUUGGGACAAGAUUAACAAAGAAAUCAAAGAUGAAGUUGUGGAUGUUCCAGAAGUUGAAGAUAAGAACAAUAAAUUUGCCAUAUUGGGUGAAGAAGAAGCUUAG
Yamadazyma jaroonii is the source of this 402-nucleotide messenger RNA. The record is from the annotation of a GenBank genome assembly. Lineage: Eukaryota; Fungi; Ascomycota; Pichiomycetes; Serinales; Debaryomycetaceae.